AUGAAAUUGUUUACAAUCAUUACCCUCUUGGCCUCAGCCAGUGCAACGAUCGUGUAUCCCUACACCAGUGCCUCUUGCGGAGGAUCGACAGUCGGUAGAAUCACCUCAUGCGGCUGUACCAACAUGGGUGCCAACUACAAAAUCAAAGGCGCAAAGCUUAACUUUCAGAAAGCGACGGCUUCCUUCUACAAAGGCAAGAACUGUGAAGGCGUGUUUAUCUCCAAAGCUUCCGACCAAUCCUGUGUCAAGCUUCCUGUGGGUUGGAGUUCCUUCGGAUCGGUCAAGAUUCAUGGAGGUACUUGCUAA
This is a messenger RNA of Aspergillus tanneri, 306 nucleotides long. RefSeq names its product putative secreted antimicrobial peptide. The transcript has a single exon. The coding region runs from base 1 to 306 and encodes 101 amino acids. The record is from RefSeq and is a predicted model, not a curated record. Lineage: Eukaryota; Fungi; Ascomycota; Eurotiomycetes; Eurotiales; Aspergillaceae. Gene Ontology annotation, biological process: defense response; negative regulation of growth.